Pangasianodon hypophthalmus (striped catfish) is the source of this 312-nucleotide messenger RNA. Its product is annotated as zgc:153409. Gene Ontology annotation, biological process: nucleosome assembly. The coding region runs from base 1 to 312 and encodes 103 amino acids. Lineage: Eukaryota; Metazoa; Chordata; Actinopteri; Siluriformes; Pangasiidae. The record is from RefSeq and is a predicted model, not a curated record. Gene Ontology annotation, molecular function: DNA binding; protein heterodimerization activity; structural constituent of chromatin. Gene Ontology annotation, cellular component: nucleosome. The transcript has a single exon.
AUGUCUGGGCGAGGAAAAGGCGGAAAGGGACUCGGGAAAGGCGGCGCCAAGCGGCAUCGUAAAGUUUUGCGAGAUAACAUCCAGGGUAUCACCAAACCCGCCAUCAGGCGUCUGGCUCGCCGCGGCGGCGUGAAGCGUAUUUCCGGUCUGAUCUACGAGGAGACUCGCGGGGUGCUGAAGGUCUUUCUGGAGAACGUGAUCCGCGAUGCCGUGACUUACACCGAGCACGCCAAGCGCAAGACCGUCACCGCCAUGGACGUGGUUUACGCGCUCAAGCGCCAGGGACGCACCCUGUACGGCUUCGGCGGCUGA